Messenger RNA from Mauremys mutica (yellowpond turtle), 2431 nucleotides. It is a transcript of the gene DNAJC1, whose product is annotated as DnaJ heat shock protein family (Hsp40) member C1. Bases 79 to 1722 code for a protein of 547 amino acids. Gene Ontology annotation, cellular component: endomembrane system. The transcript is spliced from 12 exons. The record is from RefSeq and is a predicted model, not a curated record. NCBI's taxonomy places the organism in Eukaryota, Metazoa, Chordata, Testudines, Geoemydidae.
GCGGAGCCACCGCUGGGGCGUGAGUGACCUGGGAAGGGGCCACGUCCGCGUCUUGCCGCCGGCUGCCAGGCAGGGGCCAUGGGCCGCCCGUGCCCUGCGCGGCGGCUCCGCGCGCUAUUGCUGCUUCUCGCGCUGCUGCCGCCGCUCGCCCGCGCCUGGGACAGCGGCGACCUGGAGCUUUUCGACCUGGUGGAGGAGGUGCCGCAAAACUUCUACGGCUUCCUGGGGCUGCCGCAGGAUGCUUCAUCUGCAGACAUUAGGAAAGCAUAUCGCAAGCUUUCACUAACUUUACACCCAGACAAGAACAAAGAUGAAAAUGCAGAAACCCAGUUUAGACAAUUGGUGGCUAUCUAUGAGGUUUUAAAGGAUGAAGAGAGAAGAAAGAGGUAUGAUGAUAUUCUGAUCAAUGGACUACCAGAUUGGCGACAGCCUGUAUUCUACUACAGGCGGGUGAGAAAAAUGAGCAAUGCUGAGCUGGCAUUACUCUUGUUCAUUAUUCUCACAGUGGGUCAUUAUGCUGUGGUUUGGUCAAUCUACCUGGAAAAACAACUGGAUGAACUGCUUAGCAAAAAAAAGAGAGAUAAGAAGAAAAAGACAGGAGGCAGGAGUACAGAUGAAGUAAAACUUGGGGCUGCUGACAAAAACGAAAGAUCAUUGGAAAAACCACAGUGGCGUGAUUUGCUUCCGUGCAAGCUGGGAAUUUGGUUCUGUCUUACUGUAAAAGCAUUACCUCAGCUGUUGCAGGAUGCCAGACAAUUAUAUGUAGAAUAUAAAGAAACAAAAAUGAAGGCGAGAGAAGAUGCCCUGGCUAGAGCUGAACUUGAAACACUUCCGAAGGAGAAGAAACCUAAAGUCAAGAAACCAAAGUCUGAAUUCCCUAUAUAUACUCCUUCAGACUCCAAUGCAUAUAUACCAUCAUAUGAACAUGGAGCUUCUAUUGAAGAGAUUGAGGAACAGAUGGAUGAUUGGCUGGAGAAUAAGAACAGAACAUACAAAAAAAAGGCACCUGAAUGGACAGAAGAGGACCUUAGCCAGCUGACAAGAAGUAUGGUUAAGUUCCCAGGGGGGACCCCAGGUCGAUGGGAAAAGAUUGCUCACGAAUUGGGUCGAUCAGUGCCAGAUGUUACCAUGAAGACCAAGCAACUGAAGGAAUCUGUUACACAUACUCCAGGAAUUGUUAGACUCUCUGAGCUUAAAAACUUGGCCCAGAAUUCCAGAAAUGCCAAAACCAACAUGGAUUUGCCAGACCAUAUAAUUACGCAGCGAGAAAUAGAUGAGGAGAAGGAGGAGGAGGAGGAGAACUAUAAUCGUGACCCAGAACAGAUGGUUAUUCCAGCAGAUCACAGAGAGACCAUGACAAGCGAAACCAGACACCGCAAGCGAAAAACAGCCAAAGCAUCUGAAAUAACUCUAGCAACGAUGAAAGAGGUGGCAGAAGAUAAAUGCAGGGGAAAGCGUCAGAGAGACUUUGACUACACAGAACAGGAUGAAUAUAGCGAUGAGGAGACCAGAAAAAAAGAGAAAAGCCACAAUUCCGAAGAAUUGUGGACUCAAAAUCAACAGAAACUUCUUGAACUAGCCUUACAGCAGUAUCCAAAGGGAACAUCAGACCGCUGGGAUAAGAUAGCAAAAUGCGUCCCAGGAAAAAGUAAGGAAGAGUGUGUGGCAAGAUACAAGUUGCUUGUUGAACUGGUACAAAAGAAGAAAAUGGCUAAAAGCUGAAUCUUCUGAGCAAAAGAGUUUUAUUUCUAUUUUUCAGAAUGAGAUUAUAUUUUAAAUCUCAUAUGCAGAAGUUUGCAUUUUUGUACCGCAGUAUUUCUAUGUCAUGUGCCUUAGUAAACGAAAAUAUCAAUAAAUUUUAUGCCAUCUUGCUUAACCAUUUUCGGUGUUAAAGAAUUUAAAUGUAUUUUUGUUUUGGGGAGAUAUUUAUAAAGACAUCUUAUUGCAGAUGUCUUGGUAAUUGAGGAUCUUCUUAAAGAUCUACCAUAGUUUAUUGCAUGAUGACUUCAGUAUGAAUGAAUGUGCAGGUUAUAAAGGGUAAAAGGUCUAACCUUUAAGGAGGCAAAAGAAAUCUGUUAGCUGCUCUGAAAAUUUAAACAUGAGAUUGUUGAAAAAAUCUUUUAAGAUUUUUCUUUAUAGACACACUACACAUAUGCACGUAUAUCUGCAUAUGUACAUACAAUGUGUGUACAUUUAUAUGAAUGUACACAUACUAUUUAAAAAUGUGUACAUUUGUUAUAUAUUUGAAAGCUAUGAACUUCACAUGUAUUCAUAUGUCUAUUAUGCCUGCUAUACAAUUGCUCUUUCAAAUAUCUUACAUGAGAAUAUACAGCAGGGGUUCUCAAGCUGGGGGUCGGGACCCCUCAGGGGGUCACAAGAUUAUUACAUGGGGGGUCGCAAGCAGUCAGCCUCCACCCCAAACCCUGCUUUG